GUGUGUGUGUGUGUGUUGUCAGAGUCAGGUGAGGACCCAGCAGCCUAUGACAUCCUGGCCAACCCUCCAGGCCCAGGGAGAGGAGGAGGAGGAGGCACGAGCAAGGCUUUGAGUUUGAGUUCUCUUGACCGACCCCUCUGCCCUGCUACAACAUUCAACUCUCCUCUCACAGGGUCCCAGAAACUGGCUGCUCCUAUCAGACGUCCUGAAGAGACUCAGAAUGUCCUCCAGGGCGUUCAGGGCAGCCUUCGCCCAUCUGGAGGUAGCAACCAUCGCCGAGGCAGAGUUCUACAAGCAGGCGUCACUGUCGCAGCUCUUCUCGUGCCCCGACGAGCUCGCCGCCUUCCUCCCCGACAGCAAGGAGCUGCUGGACCUGGUUGAGACCAGCUCGGAGCUGGCUGCGCUGCUCGGCUCCUCGCUAGAGUGUUUGGACAGCCGAUGGGAGCCCAAAGGGGCCCGGGUCAAAGCUAAAGCCCGCUCGUGACCCUGAGAUACACACACACAGAGGGUGACUCAAUAAGAUCUACUUUCUCCUGAAGUGGACACUCCUUCACUAGUUCCCACAAAUCUGGUGCAGUUAUUUGGCUAGUGGUAGUUUUCCACCAUAUUUCUUAUACCAGUCCUUUCCUUUCAAAUCGGU
Salvelinus sp. IW2-2015 is the source of this 640-nucleotide messenger RNA. The record is from RefSeq and is a predicted model, not a curated record. NCBI's taxonomy places the organism in Eukaryota, Metazoa, Chordata, Actinopteri, Salmoniformes, Salmonidae.